CAUGUGCGACACAUCCUCAUCAGCCAACUCUGGAUAUUUAUGUUCACCUUAUCCUCCGGAGCAAAUCGUAUCACCGACACAGGAUUUCUGAGUUCAAGUGCAACAGGACAACUGAUUUACUGGAUUUACUCCUGAAACCAAAUUCGUUAUGUCCUCAAUAUGAGGACUUGACGGGCACUGUAUUUGGACUCGCACAAAAUGCAGCUGCUAAGUUUGGGUUCGAGCACCGUGGCCAGCGUGGCCACGCCGUUCGCGCCUCCCCUGGCCACUGCCAUGAACGACCCUUCGUGUUGCCACGCGGCUGCCCACCUGCAGGAGAUCCUUAGCCUGAGCGAACUGCCCAUGGACCGACUGCUAAGGGUGCGGUCAGUCAUGCACAACUAUGGUAGAGACACCAACUCAGCACAAAACAGACAAGGUGAGCCUUUGCCAGCAGCAGAAGCUCUGCGGUCAAAGGUGCGAUUUCCAGACAGGAGCUCGUCGGCGCCGAUCAAGCGGCAGGAAAUCGGCGGCCUGUUCGGCGGCAGUGGCAAACAAUCAAAACUGGCCACCGGCUUCCAGUUGGCGAUCACGGUGCUGUCCUUUCUCGCGUUCGGCGCCUACCUCAUCAGCCUGGUGGUGGCCAUCGUGCGCAACAACAACACCACCACCUCGACGACGGCCACGACGCAGCAGCCGUUCGUGCUUGUGCCGGCCGCGGCUGGUCGCAGGAGGAGGAAAAGGAGACGCGCGGCGCCCGAGCCGCCGAGUCUUCCUGGGCCGCCGCUCCUCGAGCCGGACAGUUUGUUCACCGGCCUGGCCACCCUGGCCGCCGCGUACGCAAAGUUCGAGGGCCACGAGCUCGGGUGAAAAAACAAACGUUUUGGUUUUCAGUGCAUUUCUCCAAUUAUUUAUUGAUUAGUUUAAAUUAUAACUCUCACUGUUGUACAAAUACAUUUUCAUUGGUCCUCAUACGUUGUAGUAUUAGAAUUUAAAUAUCGAGCGGAAUUUCAAAUUCUCAAACAAUCUCUAUCUCAUUAGGAAGAUUACAAAAUCCUGGUUUACCUGAAAAAAGUUCUUGCCAUAUUUCCGAUUUCCGAUAAAAUUGUUAUUUUUAUACAUUAUGUAAUAUUGCACUUCUAAUAAAAGGACUUUUUAUAUUUUUUGCGGAAAAAAUCGGUUAGCUGGCAAUAACUAGGAAGUAUUCGUGGAUUUCAAGAUGUAAUUAUUAUUGAAUAUCUUUUUAUAGCAAAAAUCAAACCGCUCUCAUGUACUUUUUUUCAUACAAAUUGUGGCAUUGCUGUUUGUUUUGAUGUACAGUAAUUUAUUGAAAUAA
Molecule: messenger RNA, 1315 nt
Organism: Neocloeon triangulifer
Lineage: Eukaryota; Metazoa; Arthropoda; Insecta; Ephemeroptera; Baetidae
Exons: 3
Coding region: 199-849 (216 amino acids)
Source: RefSeq, a predicted model, not a curated record